Molecule: messenger RNA, 1594 nt
Organism: Aplosporella prunicola CBS 121167
Lineage: Eukaryota; Fungi; Ascomycota; Dothideomycetes; Botryosphaeriales; Aplosporellaceae
Exons: 4
Coding region: 1-1542 (513 amino acids)
Biological process (GO): transmembrane transport; carbohydrate transport
Cellular component (GO): membrane
Molecular function (GO): carbohydrate:proton symporter activity
Source: RefSeq, a predicted model, not a curated record
AUGUUUUCCUUCGAUUUAGUCAAGCAACACAGGCUUGUCCAGAAUACUACCUUCAAUCUCCUUGCUGCCGUUCUUGUUCUCUGCGUUAGCGUCUUCAACUAUGGUUUCGACAAUGCUGCAUACUCCGCUAUUCAAGCAAUGACUGGGUUCGAAAAGCGAUUCGGGACAUACGAUGCUUCGACAAAAGCCUGGACCAUCAGCUCAACAAACCUCGCUCUCCUUAAUUCCUCACCCCUCGUCACCAACGCCGCCGGCAUCUUCCUUGCUUCACUGAUCGGCGAGAGAUUCGGACGCCGCGCCGUCCUCAUCUGCAUGGAGCUUAUCUGCAUCACCGGCCUGGUCGUCUCCUACACCGCAAAGCACUACAACCAGAUCCUGGCCGGCCGCAUGAUCGUCCACGGCCACGUCGGAAUGGAAUGCUGGUUGAUUCCAAUGUGGCUCGCGGAGCUGGUCCCGGCUCCCAUCCGCGGCGCCAUGACGGUGCUGUACGUCUUCAGCCAUAUCUUCGGCAGCUUCUUCUGCGCUGUUGUCGCAAACAGCUCCUCGGGCUACCAUGACGACAGGUCCUGGCAGAUGCCCAUUCUCGUCAUGUUCUCCUUUCCUUCAUUCGCGCUUUUGACGUUUUGGCUCGUGCCGGAAUCCCCUCGCUGGCUUUUGCGGCAGAACAGAUAUAGUGAUGCGGUUAAGCGUCUGGAAUACUUGAAUGGAGCACGCUCCGAUUAUUCGGCGGAAGCGGACGCCGAGGUACUGCAAGCUUCCCUUGAAAAAGACGUUACGAAGGGAGAAUGGAAUGAGCUGUUCAAAGGCACCAACGCACGGAGAAUGAUGAUCGCGAUCAUGGCGGCCUUUUUCAGACAAGCUACCGGCCAAAGUUUCACAUCCAAAUAUGGCACAGUAUUCAUCAAAUCUCUCAGUUCAGUCGACCCUUUCAAGAUAAACAUACUGAAGGCGGGCCUCAUUUGCCUUGGGCCCCUCACCACAAUGUUACUGAUUGAUCGCGUUGGCCGGAGGCGAAUCUUAUUCCUUUUCGGCUCAAUAGCCGUCGGGGCAAUGUUUACCAUGGCCGGCCUGGGAGUCGCGGAACCCAUCUCUCAACAACGCAAGGAGGGAAUAGUAGCGAUGAUGGUGAUCUUUGCGUUUUCCUAUCUGACGUCCUUUGGUUCAGUGUGCACAGUUAUCACAACCGAAGUGUUAAACCUCCGCCUGCGAGACAAGGGCCUGUUCGUGUCGUGGUCCGUGAGCAACAUCUGCGACUUUGCCGUCUCGUUCAGUCUACCCUACCUCCUGAACGCCCCAUACGCCAAUCUCAACUCGAAAGUCGGCUUCAUCUACGGGUCCAUUGGCGUUUUGGGCCUACUGUGGGGCUGGUUUUGCUUGCCGGAUAUGUCAAACAAAUCCCUUGAAGAAGCGGAAGAGAUGUUUGAGCAACGUGUGCCGGCCUGGAGAAGUAGAUGUAAGCGCUCCCAUUUGACCUGGUGGACAAGUCUAACAUGUCGUCAGCCUGGAAACCCACACCACCAGAGGUCGUGGAAGUUGAAGUAGAUAAACUCGAUGCAGAAGAGACGGAGAGAACGAGUCCUAAGUCGAGCUCACC